This is a messenger RNA of Meriones unguiculatus (Mongolian gerbil), 1162 nucleotides long. RefSeq names its product transmembrane serine protease 12 (gene Tmprss12). Gene Ontology annotation, biological process: proteolysis. NCBI's taxonomy places the organism in Eukaryota, Metazoa, Chordata, Mammalia, Rodentia, Muridae. Gene Ontology annotation, molecular function: serine-type endopeptidase activity. The transcript is spliced from 5 exons. The record is from RefSeq and is a predicted model, not a curated record. Bases 13 to 1035 code for a protein of 340 amino acids.
CCUGCGGGCGCCAUGGCGUCGUGGGCGCUGAGCGCCGCGCUGCUGUGCCUGGGCGCCCUCGUGUACUCGCUGCACUCUCUGUCCCUCGGGGACGACCCCAGCCCGGCGCAGGGACAGGCCAGCACGCAAGGGCCGGCGACCAGCGCCCCGGAAGAGGAAGCGCUCUUCCCGAAGGAUUGUGGAAUAGCACCUCUUCGGGGUGCACUGGAAGGGUCUCGGAUUGUAGGAGGCACGCGAGCUGACGUUGGCAGAUGGCCGUGGCAGGUUAGCCUGCAGAUCCAGGACGGCGACUUGCUUGCACACGUGUGUGGUGGUGCGCUAGUGAGAGACAGGUGGGUCCUCACAGCUGCCCACUGCACGAAAGAGGCCAGUGACCCUCAGAAGUGGAGAGCUGUGAUGGGGACCAAUGACCUCACCCGGAGCCGCUCCUACACCAGGAGUGUCCGGGUGGCGGACAUCGUCGUCCAGCCGCAGUUUGUCCUGGAAACUUUCGUAAAUGACAUCGCGCUGUUCCGUUUGAAGAGAGCCGUGAGGUAUAAUGACUAUAUUCAGCCUAUUUGUCUACCUUUUGGUGUUUUCCAAAAACUGGACCAAAACACAACGUGUUUUAUAAGUGGCUGGGGAAGAACCAAAGAAGAAGGCAAUGGCACAAACAUUUUACAAGAAGCAAGGGUGCACUUCAUCUCCCGGGACGUCUGUAACUCUGACAGGAGCUACGGAGGCCUGAUCCCCAACACCUCGUUCUGUGCUGGGCAUGAAAACGGAACCUUCGAUUCCUGCCGGGGCGACAGCGGAGGCCCACUCAUGUGCUACCUGCCAGAGCACAAGCGGUACUUCGUCAUGGGCGUCACCAGUUACGGGCACGGCUGCGGGCGCAGGCAGUUUCCCGGCGUCUACAGCAGCCCGUUCUUCUUCCAGCAGUGGCUGAUGCAGCACCUGUCCCAGGGCCGCACCGAGCGCACGUUCAACGUGGACGUGGCGCUGGGCCAGAUCCUCAUGGCCCUCGGCGCCGUCAUCCUUCUAGGAGUGACAUAAGGAGACGCCGAAGCCCAGGGUCGUCAGCCGGCCCUGCCCUGCUGCUCCGAGAAGGUGCUUCCUCCGAGGCUCACCUCAGCACUGUGACAGGCACACAGGUGUGAAUUUUAGCACCAGCUCACAUGUU